AUGAGUACCGAGUCCUUGGUGAGGCAGCUCGAGGAGCAGCGCGCCGCCUUCCUGGCCCUGGAGCAGCGCGUCCACGAGGCGCUCCGUCAGCAAGAGUCGGUCUCGCGGGACGAGAGCCCAUCCUCGCCCACCUUCAGUGACGGCAUCGGCCGCCAGUCAACCGUCUCCUUUGCUGACCCGGGCCGCAAGUCGACCGGACUGGCGUCGAUCCUGCACACGAGCUCAGCCAUCUCGGUGGACAGCGACGACGAGGACGACGAGACGUUUUACGUUCGGACGCCUCUGCAGCCAAAGUCGUUAGCAGAAGAGGGCCUGCGCACCCACCUCAGGACUUACGAAUGGGAGUCGUGCGGCCAGACCAUCCUGGAAGAAGUUGUCCAGGAUAAUCAGUUGUUGUCUCCUUAUCUCUUUCCGACACCCGAUGAGGAGGAGUUGUCGCAUCCUUCGAGUUACCAGGUGUAUGAUGUAGGACUUGACGGCGCGCCCAUAAGCAUCGAUAUCGAAACUGGCGAAGACGAGGAAGUAACACAGUCCAAGGCCGCAGCUCUCUGGAACGUCAUCAAGGAUAUCAACGUGGAACCCGACAAUCGCUCUGCUGUGGGCCGAAUAAUAAUCGCUCAAGAACCAGCCCCCAUCGCCUUUGGCGCCUUGCACUAUGCGAUGGACGAGUAUUUCGAUAUGAACGAACUCUUCCAACACUUGGUCAACUCGGAACACUCAUCGGCAACGCCCCACAGACCGUUUUCGCAUGAUUCACGGCACCAGCGGACCUUCACUUUCAGCUUUGAGUACUACACAAUCAUCGGCGAGGAACGGCAACCCAUGCACUGGCAAAGCCAUGACAGGCAUCCUUCACCAUCCAACGCCCACCUGCCUCUCUCUCGCUGCAGUUCGAUCGUUUCUCUAGCAUUGCUGGGGGACCCCAUCAAGAAGCUCCGCAACAUGUCCCGGCGGAAGAACGUCAAAGUCAAGCAGGGUCUUGUGUUUGAUCCGUUCUCGCCAUGGCUCGUGCUCAACAUGCAAGCUUAUCCCGACUGGCUCGGGAACGCUGACGCUCACGAUUCCACAAAGCAUUAUGUAAACGGCCCUGAGGCGUUCUUGGCAACUGUUCUUAUGGAGUUUCGGGACGCACGAAAACGGUAUGAGGAGAUCUACAAGCAGAUUACGAGGAUGAUUACGCCGCCAACGGAUUUCAUCUUUGAUGCCGAUCAACGAGACAGGCGUUUGUUUGAGGACGACAAUUUCACCUUCACCAGAGGCUACUUCUGGGCGCACCAAACGCUUGGGUCCAUCAACGACAGCAUCAAGGCAAUGAUUGACGCCUACGAAGACACUUUCACGGACGAGGUAUGGGAAGGAAGACACAAGAGCAUUUGGCCGUUGCUCGAUGAAGCACUCCCUCGCAACGACUAUUUCCGAAGGAAACUCUAUCUGUUGCGGAAAGAAUUCGAACGCGAGGUAAAGCAUUUGCACGAGCAGAUCAAGGAGAACAACGACAGAAGGGUGGAAAUCCGGGAUUUGCGGGAUCAGCUGUUCAGUGGCACUUCUGUUCUGGAAUCACGCAAAUCGGUCGAACUCUCCGAGAUCACGAUUCUCCAGGGACACAACGUCAAGCUCCUGACCCUUAUCAACAUCUUCUUCAUGCCUCUCACGUUUGUCACAAGCGUAUUUGGGAUGACGAACAUGUCUACGGAGCACACGUUCUGGGAGUUCGGCACGGUUCUUGUGGUUGUUUGCGUUCCGUUCUUUUUACUCAUCGGCUCCCUCAACACGACAAAGGGUUACGAAUUCUGGAAAGCACGGUGCAAGGAAGUUAUGAAGACAAGUCUUUGGUUCCUGGCCUUCAUGUCCGGGUUGGCUCCGAAGGCGAGUCGACCUCAAAAAACCCAGCAGGAGGAGGGAGAAAGAGGAGAUAUACCCAGCCCCUACGCUCCCCGACGAAGCUGUGCUUCGGAUGCACCAGAACGGCCACGGAUACAACGAUCGCCCACGACGUUGGAUACGCUUGAGAAGAAUGAACCGAUGGGCGAGGCGGAAGAUGGUGAGAAAAGAAAGAAGAGGUGGUUCAAUCGCAAAAUUUUGGAACGCAUGUCACGAAGAAACGAGAACAAGGCCAACAGGACACGAGCCCAGGAGGUUUAG
Molecule: messenger RNA, 2142 nt
Organism: Diplodia corticola
Lineage: Eukaryota; Fungi; Ascomycota; Dothideomycetes; Botryosphaeriales; Botryosphaeriaceae
Product: mg2+ transporter zinc transport protein
Exons: 6
Coding region: 1-2142 (713 amino acids)
Biological process (GO): transmembrane transport; metal ion transport
Cellular component (GO): membrane
Molecular function (GO): metal ion transmembrane transporter activity
Source: RefSeq, a predicted model, not a curated record